Molecule: messenger RNA, 2228 nt
Organism: Symsagittifera roscoffensis
Lineage: Eukaryota; Metazoa; Xenacoelomorpha; Acoela; Convolutidae
Product: proton-coupled amino acid transporter 1-like
Exons: 5
Coding region: 410-2191 (593 amino acids)
Biological process (GO): amino acid transmembrane transport
Molecular function (GO): L-amino acid transmembrane transporter activity
Source: RefSeq, a predicted model, not a curated record
CAUGGUUUAUUCCGUCAAGAUAAGAACCAAAUGAUUGCAGUAAGCCAUAUAGAUACAUGUUAUUCAACUUCGGGUAAUGAUAUUGUAGUGUGAUGUUGAGUUUCGCUUGUCAUUUAUUUCAAGAUAUACAUCUCAUAGGCUGUGGCGCUCUAUCGUCUCAUCGCGCAGUUUUAUUUUUUGUAUCUUCAGUUUUGGGUCAAUUUAAGCAUCAAAUCGAUCUCUAAUUAUCUGCGAAAACCUUAAAGCAUAUCAAAUCAAUCUCAAAUUAUCUGUUAAAAUUUUAGAUUUCAAAACUCUGGUUGUAAACUUCCGAAAUAUUAUCCGUGAAGUGGCCCUUUAUUGAUAUCCUCUCUCCACUGCAAAAUACAGAAAAUUAAUUCAUCUUUGCUGAAAGGGAAACGCAAAACUCAUGUCGGAUGAAAACACUCCACUAAUUACACCUGGUCUGAACGAUGAAGAACCAUACUCUAUAGGCCACGGAGCGACACGGCAACUGGAGCCAACAGUUAUCGUGAAUCAGGUGAUAAUUGAAGAAAACGAAGAAGACGAGGGUGAUGAAGAUGAGAUAUUUGAGGACGAGGACAAUGAUGACGUCACUAGUCUGUAUCAGAAUGGACAGUCGCAGUCAAUCAGUGUGUCUGUGUCCCAGUCCACAAGAAACACUCUUUGGACAUCUCAGCACAAAUUCAAUGCCUCAUCUACCAUGCCGAAACUUGCCUCAUAUGCCCAGAUAUCCGACACUCACAUAGCCGAAAUACCAGAACAUGACCCGCCUUACAGACGUAGAAGGCUGGAUUCUGCAGGAAGUGUGUUGACCAGGGGCAGUUUUGUGUCUGUUUUGGGGGAAGAGCGCACUGGGGACAACUUGAUCACAUGGUAUCAGUGCAUGGCUCAUCUGCUCAAGAGCAUGAUAGGAACUGGGCUACUGGCUCUUCCCUUUGCCUUCUCUCUCGUGGGCAUAGUUGCUGGACCACUAUUCAUGGGCUUCAUCGCUUGUAUGGCCCUCGUGGCUAUGAAUUUCCUCCUGGAUGCGUGUCGCCACAUGUGCAAGGUCGAAGAGAGACCUUAUAUGGACUAUGGCGAGCUUGCCGAGAGCGUGUUACGUCAUGGACCUUUUGAAUUUCUUCAAAGCCAUUGUCAUAUCGCUAAACGAGUUAUAAAUACACUGUUAGUUAUGACUCAACUGGGGUUCUGUGCAGUUUAUUUUGUAUUUUUUGCCCAGACUGUGGAUUCUGUUCUGACGGAUUUCGACAUACACAACCCCUUCAGCGAUAGAGUCCUGAUUUGCAUGUUUUUCGUACCAGUUGUUAUGCUUUGUUUGAUUAGAAAUUUGGCAUUACUUGCGGUGUUCUCUUCCCUCGCAAAUUUGCUUCUCGCGUUUGGACUUGGAGUCAUAAUUUAUGAGCUACUCACCAACGUCGAAGAGCCAAGAGAACUUCCAGCAUUCAAACCCUUUGCGAACCUGCCGCUCUUUUUCGGAGCAGCCGUUUACACCGUCGAAGGAAUAGGAGUUGUGCUUCCUCUUGAAAACAAAAUGCAGAAGCCCGAACACUUCAAGCGUGUGCUCAAUUUCGGGAUGAUUUUUGUGUUCAUGCUUUGCUUGACCUUCGGUUUUCUGGGAUACGAUAAAUAUGGCGACGAUAUUGAGGCUUCGAUUUCUUUGAACUUGCCGAAUAAUUGGUACUGUUCUUUGACCAAAAUUUUGUUUGCAGUCGCGAUGUACGUAUCUUACGCUCUUCAAUUUUUGGUUCCUGUCCGAAUUUUGAUGCCAUGGGUCAAAGAAAAAUUCCCAAACAGCAAUGGGACUCUCAGAGAUUAUUUAUUCCGACUAUCUUUGAUCGCUGUAACGUUUCUAGCAGCAAUUAUUGUUCCGAAGCUCAAUCUGUUCAUUGAACUUCUGGGAUCUCUAGCCAGCUCUUCUUUGGCAAUGACAUUACCUGCAAUCAUUUUUGAGUUCUCUUUGCACAGCAAUAAGAAAAUAUCAUUUGGCCGAAAGUGUCUAUACAGAGUAUUCAUAGUGAUGUUAUUGGUCGUUGGAACUUGUGGCUGUGUUGUUGGAUCAGUUUUGUCAAUGAAGAAUAUCAUUUUGGCCUUUGUUACAUCUGAUGAACAUCACGACAAUUUAAAUAUUACAAAUAUUACGACAACUAGCUCUCAACUUUUAAUUCCGAUCACUAAUGCGCUAUUUUGAAUCAUUUAGUGACCAAAUUAUUGUUCCGACCACUUCA